Molecule: messenger RNA, 6056 nt
Organism: Pygocentrus nattereri (red-bellied piranha)
Lineage: Eukaryota; Metazoa; Chordata; Actinopteri; Characiformes; Serrasalmidae
Product: mucin-2-like
Exons: 30
Coding region: 51-6056 (2001 amino acids)
Cellular component (GO): extracellular matrix
Molecular function (GO): protein binding
Source: RefSeq, a predicted model, not a curated record
UCAUAGCUGAUAGCUAUGAGAGUCUUUAUGGAAUCAACGUGAAUCACAACAUGCAGGUGUGCAGCACAUGGGGAAACUUCCACUUCAGCACAUUUGAUGGACAGAUCUUCCAGUUGCCCUAUACCUGCAACUACAUACUGACCACCCUGCGUGACAGCACCAAGACUGACUUUAACAUCCAAAUGAGGAGGCAGUAUAUCAACAAUCUCCCCACCAUCAGCUCCUUCACCAUAAACAUAGACGGGGUGGUGGUCAAACUUCUUCAUGGCAACAUUACUAUGAAUGACAAGGCAGUGGCCAUCCCAAUUCGUCAGUAUGGAGUUUGGAUUGAGAAAACGACAAGUUACAUUAAGAUCAGCUCCAGUAAACUGGAAAUUACAGUCCUUUGGGAUCUACAGAACUUUCUCUCGGUUGAGAUCCCCACAAAGUACAAGAAUCAGACCUGUGGACUGUGUGGGGACUUCAAUGGAUUGAAGGACAAUGAUCUAUUUGACAAUGAUGUGCAACUAACAGAACACAAUUUUGGGAUUAAAUGGAAGAUGGAUGCACCUACGGAGACAUGUGAGGAGAUUGAGCCCCAGACUAAUGGAUGCCAGUCCCAGAAAACCUCAUGUGAACAGCUGCUUUCUCAUCCAGCCUUCAGUAGCUGUUACGGACUGCUGCCCAUUAAGGCAUUUGUGGACGCAUGUGUUAGAGAUAUGUGUCAGUGUAACAGCAGCCACGCUAUGUGCAUGUGUGACACAAUAUCGGAGUUCUCUCGCCAGUGUGCGCAUGCUGGGGGCAAGCCGCAGAGUUGGAGGACCAGCAAGUUGUGUGGCAAAGAGUGUCCAUUUAACCUGGAGCACAGGGAAUGUGGGAGUCCAUGUAAAGACACCUGUUCUAACCAAGAGGGGAGCCUAGUCUGCAGUACACACUGUAACGAUGGCUGCUUCUGUCCAACAGGAACCGUGUUUAAUGAUAUUGAGGAAAAUGGCUGCAUCCCUGUUGUUCAGUGUCCCUGCAUCCACAGUGGAAAGGUGUACAAGCCUGGAGAGUCAUACAAUACAACCUGUCAAAAAUGUAAGUGUUCUGAAGGCCGGUGGAGUUGUGUGAACCUGGACUGUCCUGGCAGUUGCUCUAUACAAGGAGGGUCUCAUAUCACCACAUAUGACGGCAAAGCUUACAACUUCCAUGGAAACUGCUACUACGUUCUUUCCAAGGACAGCAUAAAUGAUGUGACAGUAUUGGGGCAUCUGGUGCAGUGUGGGCAGACAGAAACUGAAACUUGUCUGACUGAUGUGAAGUUCAUUGUUUCAGGAACUUCUGUUACUGUCUCAUCCACUGGCUCUGUGCUUGUGAAUGAGAUUACAACCAAGCUUCCCAUUUUAAAUGAUGAUGUCACAGUCUUUAAGCCUUCUACAUUCUACAUCAUCGCUCGCAGUCCAGACCUUCUAUUGGUGAUCCAAAUGGUUCCAGUCAUGCAAGUGUACAUAUUGGCCAGCUCUAAAAAGAAAGGAACAUUGAGUGGUCUUUGUGGGAACUUUAAUGAUGUCCAGGCAGACGACUUCAAAACAAAAUUAGGACUAACGGAGGGCACAGGUGCAACGUUUGCCAACACAUGGAAGGCUAUGUCCAACUGUCCUGACAUUAGUAUCAGUCAAGAAAACCCCUGUAGUAUGAGUGUGGAAAAAGAGAAAUAUGCCAUGGAAUGGUGUAACAUGCUUAUUAACCCAAGGGGAGUCUUUUCACCCUGUCAUGCUGAAGUCAACCCAAAUGACUACAAAGAUAGGUGUAUUUAUGAUACAUGCAACUGUGCCAAAAGUGAGGAGUGCAUGUGUGCAGCUGUGUCCUCCUACGUAUAUGCAUGUGCUGCCAAACGUGUUCAGCUCCAUGGCUGGAGAAACGCCACCUGCGGUAGGUUUUCUGCAGAUUGUCCAGGCAAUAUGGUGUACUACUACAGCCUGAGCGGUUGUGCCACCACCUGCCGUUCCCUCAGUGCAUAUGACUACACUUGUCAGGUGUCUCACACACCUGUGGACGGCUGUGGCUGUGCCAAGGGUACCUACCUCGAUGACAAGGGCAAGUGUGUGCCUGACUCCAGCUGCCCCUGUUACUACAACAAUCAGAUUGUGGCCCCUUCUCAGGUCAUCAGCAAGGCCGGAACUAAAUGCACAUGCACUCGUGGGAAGCUAUACUGCAACGGGCAGCAGCAAGUUCCAACCUGCAAAGCUCCUAUGUACUUCUUCAACUGCUCGAAUGCUGGACCUGAAGCCAGAGGGACAGAAUGCCAGAAAAGCUGCCAGACGCUGGACUCUGACCAGUGUGUGAGCGCACAGUGUAUAUCAGGGUGUGUGUGUCCAGAUGGUUUACUGGCUGAUGGACAAGAAGGGUGUGUAAAAGAAGAGAGCUGUACAUGUGUUCACAACGGAGUCUUCUACCAACCUGGACAGACUGUUAAAGAAGACUGCAACACAUGCACUUGCAAGGGUGGAACAUGGAACUGCACACGUAAUAAGUGUCCUGGCACGUGUACCAUCUAUGGUGAUGGCCAUUACAUAACUUUUGAUGGUAGAAGAUACUCUUUCAGUGGAGACUGUGAAUAUACUCUGGUCCAGGAUUACUGCAGUAACACCCUCAAUGGUUCAUUCCGUGUCAUCACAGAAAAUAUCCCCUGUGGCACAACUGGGACCACCUGCUCCAAAUCUAUUAAAAUCUUUUUAGGGAACAAAGAGUUGCUGCUGUCAGAAGAAAAUAUUGUUAUUUAUGAUAAUAGCACAGAGUUUCCACAGAGGCUCUACACUGUGGGGAUUUACCUUGUAAUUGAGGUCAAGCAUGGUCUGGUUUUGUUCUGGGACAAGAAGACAAGCCUGAUGAUCAAACUCGAGCCCUGGUUUAAGGGCACAGUAUGCGGCCUGUGUGGUAACUAUGAUGGAAACGGUAAAAAUGACUUUGUGACUCGUGGUGGGGAGGAAGUGGUGGAUCCACUCGAAUUUGGAAACAGCUGGAGAGUUUCUCCUACAUGCCCCAAAACCAGCAGUGUCAGCAGCCCCUGCGAUAUGAGACCACACCGCCAGACCUGGGCCGUGAAGCACUGCAGCAUUAUCAAGAGUGAUGUCUUCAGUGCCUGUCACUCCCUAGUGAAUCCAGCUCAAUAUUAUGAUAUAUGUGUGCAAGACACGUGUGCAUGUGACAGCGGUGGAGACUGUGAGUGUUUCUGCACUGCCGUGGCAGCGUAUGCUGCAGCAUGCAAUGGGAAGGGAGCUUGCAUAUCGUGGAGGACCCCAACCAUCUGCCCUUUGUUUUGUGACUACUAUAACUCACCUGAUGGCUGUGAAUGGCACUAUAAACCCUGUGGGCAGUGUGUGAAAACCUGCCGUAACCCUUCAGGAGACUGCUUCAAUCAAACUCUAGUAGAAGGAUGCUUUCCCAACUGCCCCUCAGAACGUCCAUACCUGAAUGAGAAAACCAUGAAGUGUAUUUCAAAGCCUUACUGUGGUUGCAAUAUAAACAAUCAGCAUUACGAUGUUGGCCAACAAAUUCCUUCAGAAGAUGUCUGCAAAAAAUGCAACUGCUCCUUAGAGGGUCCUUCAUGUUACAAUGAAAAAGGAAAAGUACUAAACACCACAACAAAUGGGAAUGGAACAUGUUUCUCUGCUGAAUGUGGGCCCAAUGGAGAAAUUAUCAGUUAUAUGUUUAUAUGCUACACCUCUACCACCAUCUCAACUACCAGUACUACAGUCACAACAACUGAAAGAAAAUCAACGUCAAAAACAACAAAAAUAACCACUACAUUAACACCCUCAACUACACCUGUGACAGCGAGCACAUUAACUGCAAAAACUAGUCCAACGACAACUGUGGGAAGUUCUUCAACGCAGAAGACAACAAGAAUAACCACUACAUUAACCCCUUCAACUACACCUGUGACAGUGAGCACGUCAACUACAAGAACUAGUCCAACGACGACCGUAGGAAGUUCUUCAACACAGAAGACAACAAGAAUAACCACUACAUUAACCCCUUCAACUACACCUGUGACAGGGAGCACGUCAACUACAAGAACUAGUCCAACGACGACCGUAGGAAGUUCUUCAACACAGAAGACAACAAGAAUAACCACUACAUUAACCCCUUCAACUACACCUGUGACAGCGAGCACGUCAACUACAAGAACUAGUCCAAUGACGACCGUGGGAAGUUCUUCAACACAGAAGACAACAAGAAUAACCACUACAUUAACCCCUUCAACUACACCUGUGACAGGGAGCACGUCAACUACAAGAACUAGUCCAACGACGACCGUAGGAAGUUCUUCAACACAGAAGACAACAAGAAUAACCACUACAUUAACCCCUUCAACUACACCUGUGACAGGGAGCACGUCAACUACAAGAACUAGUCCAACAACGACCGUAGGAAGUUCUUCAACACAGAAGACAACAAGAAUAACCACCACAUUAACCCCUUCAACUACACCUGUGACAGCGAGCACGUCAACUACAAGAACUAGUCCAACAACGACCGUGGGAAGUUCUUCAACACAGAAGACAACAAGAAUAACCACUACAUUAACCCCUUCAACUACACCUCUGACAGCGAGCACGUCAACUACAAGAACUAGUCCAACGACAACAGUGGGAAGUUCUUCAACACAGAAGACAACAAGAAUAACCACUACAUUAACCCCUUCAACUACACCAGUGACAGCGAGCACGUCAACUACAAGAACUAGUCCAACGACAACCGUGGGAAGUUCUUCAACACAGAAGACAACAAGAAUAACCACUACAUUAACCCCUUCAACUACACCUCUGACAGCGAGCACGUCAACUACAAGAACUAGUCCAACGACAACCGUGGGAAGUUCUUCAACACAGAAGACAACAAGAAUAACCACUACAUUAACCCCUUCAACUACACCUGUGACAGCGAGCACGUCAACGACAAGAACUAGUCCAACGACAACCGUGGGAAGUUCUUCAACACAGAAGACAACAAGAAUAACCACUACAUUAACCCCUUCAACUACACCAGUGACAGCGAGCACGUCAACUACAAGAACUAGUCCAACGACGACCGUGGGAAGUUCUUCAACACAGAAGACAACAAGAAUAACCACUACAUUAACCCCUUCAACUACACCAGUGACAGUGAGCACGUCAACUACAAGAACUAGUCCAACGACGACCGUAGGAAGUUCUUCAACACAGAAGACAACAAGAAUAACCACUACAUUAACCCCUUCAACUACACCUGUGACAGGGAGCACGUCAACUACAAGAACUAGUCCAACGACGACCGUAGGAAGUUCUUCAACACAGAAGACAACAAGAAUAACCACUACAUUAACCCCUUCAACUACACCUGUGACAGCGAGCACGUCAACUACAAGAACUAGUCCAACAACGACCGUGGGAAGUUCUUCAACACAGAAGACAACAAGAAUAACCACUACAUUAACCCCUUCAACUACACCUGUGACAGCGAGCACGUCAACUACAAGAACUAGUCCAACGACAACCGUGGGAAGUUCUUCAACACAGAAGACAACAAGAAUAACCACUACAUUAACCCCUUCAACUACACCUCUGACAGCGAGCACGUCAACUACAAGAACUAGUCCAACGACAACUGUGGGAAGUUCUUCAACACAGAAGACAACAAGAAUAACCACUACAUUAACCCCUUCAACUACACCAGUGACAGCGAGCACGUCAACUACAAGAACUAGUCCAACGAUAACCGUGGGAAGUUCUUCAACACAGAAGACAACAAGAAUAACCACUACAUUAACCCCUUCAACUACACCAGUGACAGCGAGCACGUCAACUACAAGAACUAGUCCAACGACGACCGUGGGAAGUUCUUCAACACAGAAGACAACAAGAAUAACCACCACAUUAACCCCUUCAACUACACCUGUGACAGCGAGCACGUCAACUACAAGAACUAGUCCAACGACAACCUCCAAUGACGACCGUGGGAAGUUCUUCAACACAGAAGACAACAAGAAUAACCACUACAUUAACCCCUUCAACUACACCUGUGACAGCGAGCACGUCAACUACAAGAACUAG